GCCGAACUCGCUGUUGAAAGCUCCCACCAGCUUGCCGUACCCCGGUGCAUCAUGGGAGGUGACGGCAGCCUGAAAGGCGUCGCCCCAAACAGCUGGACCGCCGGGACGCAUCAGCAGGUUCUCUGAUCCCCAGACAUGAACCCAGAUCUCACCAUCGUCCUGAUGGGAAGAACAGGAGUUGGUAAAAGUGCUUCAGGAAACACCAUCCUGGGACGACCAGCGUUUGAGUCAAAGCUGGUCUUUAAAUCUGUGACCAAACAGAUCAGAGAACAAACAGGAAAUGUUUUGAGGAAACAGAUCUCAGUGGUCGACACUCCAGGAAUAUUAGACUCUGAGGACACAAAGAAGGAGAUUAAAGACUUCUGUCAGGGUCUCCUGUCAUCCUCCAGACGUUGUCUGUUUCUGGUGGUGAUCAGAGUUGGACCGUUUAUAAAGGAGGACCAGGAGGCUGUUCAGGCAGCUAUGAGAGUCCUCGGGCCUCGGGGGAUGAAGAAGAGUUACCUGCUCUUCACUGGUGGGGAUAUGUUACAGGGCAGGACAGUAGAGGAUUUGAUCUUUGAAGAUGGAGAUGAAGGUGUGCUUCCAGAAGUUGUUAGAAGGUUUGCGGGGGCGUAUCAUCUCUUUGACAAUGAAAGAGACGAUGAAGAACAAGUCAGAGAGCUGCUGAAGAAGUCUGGCCACCUCAGAACCCAGGAAACAGACAUGAACCCAGAUCUCACCAUCGUCCUGAUGGGAAGAACAGCAGUUGGUAAAAGUGCUUCAGGAAACACCAUCCUGGGACGACCAGCGUUUGAGUCAAAGCUGGUCUUUAAAUCAGUGACCAAACAGAUCUCUGAACAAACAGGAAAUGUUUUGGGGAAACAGAUCUCAGUGGUCGACACUCCAGGAAUAUUAGACUCUGAGGACACAAAGAAGGAGAUUAAAGACUUCUGUCAGAGUCUCCUGUCAUCCUCCAGACGUUGUCUGUUUCUGGUGGUGAUCAGAGUUGGACGGAUCACAAAGGAGGACCAGGAGGCUGUUCAGGCAGCUAUGGAAGUCCUCGGGCCUCGGGGGAUGGAGAAGAGUUACCUGCUCUUCACUGGUGGGGAUGCUUUAGAGGGCAUGACAGUGGAGGAUUUUAUCUUUCAAGAUGGAGAUGGAGAUGAAGGUGUGCUUCUAGAUGUUGUUAGAAGGUUUGCGGGGGCGUAUCACCUCUUUGACAAUAGAAGUGAUGAUGAAGAACAAGUCAGAGAGCUGCUGCAGAAGUCUGGCCACCUCAACACCCAGGAAACAGUCGAUGAUUCCAGGAACCGGAGGAUCGUGCUGCUCGGCCUUCCUGGAGCUGGAAAAAGUUCCUCUGGGAACACCAUCUUAAGAUCUGGACAGUUUAAACCAGGCGGUGGCUUUGAUUCAGUCACUACUGAGACAGUCUCUAAGUCAGCCAUAGUGGAGGGUCAUCAGGUCACGGUGGUAGAUACUCCAGGAAUCACUGAUACAGUUCUGACUCCUCAACAGCUGUUUGAAGAGAUCAUGAAGUCAGUAGUAGAGGCCAGUCCAGGACCUCAUGCCUUUGUUAUUGUUGUCAGAAUAGGUAGAAUCACUGGAGCAGACAUCAAACUGUUUGAGAUGCUGGAAACCCUGUUCAGCAGAGAUGCUCUGAAAUACUCCAUGGUGCUUUUCACUCAUGGAGACGAGCUGGGAGGUCGGUCCAUUGAUGAUUUGAUCCGGUCUGACCAUCAUGUGUCUGAUCUGGUCUCCAUGUGUGGUGGUAGAUUCUGUGUGUUUGACAACAAAACUAAAAGAAGCAGAGAGCAGGUCAGAGAGUUCCUGAGUAAAGUAGAUGAGAUGGUCUCAGAUAACGGUGGAGAACACUACACUGAUGAGAUGUUCAGGAUGGCUCAGACGUUCAUUAAUGAAGAAAGGAACAAGUCAGCUCAGCCACGUCAUGAAAACAGGACCCUGCCAGGUCGGAUUUUUUCAUGGAUUCGGGAUGCGAUCAGGGAAGAUAAAUAGCUGGAAACCAGUUUUUAAACUGAGUCAGGCCCGUUUA
Sander lucioperca (pikeperch) is the source of this 2029-nucleotide messenger RNA. Its product is annotated as GTPase IMAP family member 8-like. Lineage: Eukaryota; Metazoa; Chordata; Actinopteri; Perciformes; Percidae. The transcript is spliced from 4 exons. Bases 136 to 1992 code for a protein of 618 amino acids. Gene Ontology annotation, molecular function: GTP binding. The record is from RefSeq and is a predicted model, not a curated record.